This is a messenger RNA of Paramecium octaurelia, 391 nucleotides long. NCBI's taxonomy places the organism in Eukaryota, Ciliophora, Oligohymenophorea, Peniculida, Parameciidae. The record is from the annotation of a GenBank genome assembly.
AUGUCAUAAAAAUUCGGCCCUCUUUAAUUAAAAAAAAAAAUUCAAAAAACCAAUCCGACAGAAAAAAAACCUUACGUAUAGUAAGAAACUGUGGAGAGUAAUUAAUUAUCAUAUAUACAAAAGAGCAAGAAUAAGAAAAUGAAAAAUAAAAAAAAUAGCAAUUCAAUCCUGUUGAAAUGGCUCAGUCAGGAGGAACAGGUAAGACAUAGGCAGAAAUCUAAUAUGAUUUAGUAAGGCUAAAGAGGUUAGGUGAUAAAAUAGAAAAAGUAAAUUUAUUGUUAUAAACAUUUAGAAAAUGGAGUUAACAUACAGAUAAAAAAUAGAAACAUUUAAUAAGAAAAUUCAAAAAAUGCCCGAACAUUAUGACAUACCAAAGGUUGGUCCAGGUUGA